This is a messenger RNA of Humulus lupulus (European hop), 1932 nucleotides long. RefSeq lists its product as uncharacterized. The record is from RefSeq and is a predicted model, not a curated record. Lineage: Eukaryota; Viridiplantae; Streptophyta; Magnoliopsida; Rosales; Cannabaceae. The coding region runs from base 180 to 1646 and encodes 488 amino acids. The transcript has 4 exons.
UUUGAAAUUCGGCAAACUCCAUUUUUUUUCUCUCUCUAUCUUCUUUUCUCUCGGCUAAACCCUUUCACAUUUCUCUCUCUAGAAUUACAGAAGAAGAACUAUAUAUAUAUAUAUAUGUGCACGUAUAUAUGUACAGUAUAUGUAUAUAAUAUAUAGAUGUGUAAUUGCAGAGUUGCAAAAUGACCAUGGAUCGUUCGCAGAACAACUCGUCAGACUCACCAAGCAGAGACUCAAAAUCACCGACGGUGUUAUCGAUCGAGUGCCUGAAAGGGAGCUCCAAAGCCGAUGAGUGGACCGACGAUAUGCUCCAGACCGGCGACAUAGUCGAGGAGCUUCGAAUUGGAACCUCAAUCACCGUCAAAGCUCCCUUCAAGAAUGGCCGGAGCGGAGUCCAGAAGAUUCUCCACAGCUCUUUUAGGGCAAAAGACACCUCGAUUCAUGUCCGAGUUCGCCGCGGCCGGGACGAGUUCACCGAGUUACAAGCUUGCAUCGUCCCCAACGAAUCCGCCGGGAAGAAGCAGUACAUGCUUAGGUCCAUCGACGAUCCCAAUUACACCGUCGGCUUCUCGGAUCGGACCGAGUCCGAUUGCUUCGAAAUCCAGGCUUCAAGGAAUGCUAGGAUGGUUAGUGCUUUAUCAAGAACUCGACUACAAGAUGGAUAUGUUUCAUAUCCAUGGGAGAGAAGGAUGCAGGAGUUGCUAUCGGUUCCCAACUCUAGCUCCUUCUUUUCUGUACUUCUUCUUCCAAAAGCUCCUGAUAGAGCUGCUUUCCGCUACAAUGAUCUUGAGGACACUCUUGCUAGGGCAAAUGCUUGGCUUAAUGCCUCUCAGGCCUCUGGGGUCCCUGUUGUCUUCAUGAACAUACAGACGGAAUCCCUCCUCACCAAGAUCUCAGGAGAGACGGCUUCUUCCACUGUGAAUGCAGGGUCGUUGUCCGAUCUGGCGACCCUUGCUAAUUCAAGUUUAUACGGCUUUGAGGAUUACCAUGGGGUUGACUUAGGUGUUGUUCGAGCUGUUCGCCUAUGGUACGCCCCUUUAGGAGGAGAAAUCGCCCUUGAAAUAAAGAUACAAGAAGACGAUACCAAACUUGGAUUUGCAAUCAGCCGUACUGAAGAGGGAUUUAUUUACGUGUCAUCAGUCAUGGAAGGCAAUGACAACGUACCCUCCAGCCGAUCAGGGCUGAGAGAUUUAUACAGAGAAGCAAUGGACACUUCUAGGCUGCUGGUCGUAUCAAGAGUAUCGAACCAAAAGGUCCUUCCUUGGAUGGUUUCAUCAACAGGAGCAAUUAGAUGCUUUGACACGGUCUCACUCAGCCAGAAGCUGUCAUUACAUCGACACGCCAAGGUUCCUAUCUUCAUACAUGUCUUCCUAUGGGACAGGGCAUUAGUAUCAGCAGCAGCUGCUGCAAGUGCUAGCCAGCACAGACUGAGAGCUCCAGCUUCACCACCGCCCGCCAUGCCAUUACCCCCUGAGGUUCAACUAGUGCGCCAGCCAAGUGACAGCCAAGUACUGCCUCUGCCUCCUGAUACACAUGAUGGUGGCGGAGCCAGUAGUAAUAAUAGGACUGAGCAAAGGCUCAUUCGCGACACGGCCGGGGAGCUCUCCUUUAGGUUCCAUGAUUUUGCUCUCUCCAGCAGCUGGGUUUGAUAUUAACUACUGAGUUUCUUGUUUGAUUAUUUUUUAUUGUUUUGGAAGGAGGAAAAUUUAAGUAGUGGAAGUUGUUCAUGUGCUAUAGUGAGUUUAGAAAUAAAGGUCAGCAUUGAAAAAUAGGUGUCAAGUUGCUCUGGUUCAAUUCUCAUGUGGUUUGUAUAUUUGAAGAACAUGUAAACAAAACUGUCUCAACCUGUUUCUUUUAGAUAUGUACUUGCAUUACAAAAUAUAUAAGAAAAAAAUAUAUAUAUAUAUUUAUAUAAAUAUGUAUAACUUGAAUUGA